Molecule: messenger RNA, 1026 nt
Organism: Daktulosphaira vitifoliae (grape phylloxera)
Lineage: Eukaryota; Metazoa; Arthropoda; Insecta; Hemiptera; Phylloxeridae
Exons: 5
Coding region: 81-710 (209 amino acids)
Source: RefSeq, a predicted model, not a curated record
UUAUCUAUUCAAUAUAAAAAUAUAAUUGUACUAUUUCAUUUCCAAAAUCUAUUAAAUAUUCUAUUAAGAAAUAUUCUAGAAUGUAUUGGAAAAUUUAUUUCGGUAUAUUAUUAUGUGUUACAAAAUCAUUUUCGACGGAUUCGGUCAUAGAACAUAUGUUUAUUUAUGAAAGUGAAGAGUCAUCUAGCGUAACGAAUAUGGAAGUUACGGAAAUCGAAAAUACAGAAGAAAUAUUUAAGAAUUAUUGCUUACCAAAAAAUAAUACUUCAGGUAUUGUUCGUGUUGAAAUUUGUUUAUACGGUUUGAAAAGUAUAUUAAGCCAAAAAAAGCCGGCUUACAAUAUCAGUAACAUAAAAUACAUUAUAGAAAAAUUGUGGAACUUCGAUGGAAACGAAAUAAUAAACCUAAAUAUUUUUAGACAAAUUUUAAAUAAUCAAUAUUACCCAAUUCCAAAAAUUGUUUUACCAAAAUUUCAAAGUCUCGAAGGCAUAUUUAAAGUAUAUGACCCAGAUAAGAUCGGAUGCAUCUCUAAUGGAUGUUUUAAACUAACAUUACAACAGGUUAUCCGUAAUAAUGAUAUCGUAGACCAUUUAAUGAAACCAUUUUCUUCUGACACGGUUUGUUAUGAAGAAUGGUUAUUGAAAAAAAGAAAAGAUUUGUAUAACAACCAGGAAGCUUGGAAUAUUUCUAAUAAAACACAUUACGGAUAAUUUUUUUUCAAAAUAAAUCAUAUUAUUAUCAAAAUACUUUUUAAUUUAUUUAAAAAAUAUCAACAAUUAUAAUUAUUUAGUUUACUUGAAUUAUUAUGUUUGACUGUAAUACAUUUUUAGAAAUUUAGGAAAAUAUUUUAAAAUUAGACUAUUGCAAAAAAUGGCAUUUAACAUUUUUUUUCUCUAUUUUAUGCUGCUAUAAUAUUUUAAAACCUCCAACCCUAAAGGAAUAUUAAUAGAGCAUAUUAAAGACAAUAACCUAUCUUUUGGUAGGUAAUUUAUGAAAAUUCAAUAAAAAACGUACAUACAGGAAGAA